This is a messenger RNA of Aspergillus ibericus CBS 121593, 3891 nucleotides long. RefSeq names its product putative cation chloride cotransporter. Gene Ontology annotation, cellular component: membrane. The transcript has 4 exons. The record is from RefSeq and is a predicted model, not a curated record. Gene Ontology annotation, biological process: potassium ion homeostasis; potassium ion import across plasma membrane; cell volume homeostasis. NCBI's taxonomy places the organism in Eukaryota, Fungi, Ascomycota, Eurotiomycetes, Eurotiales, Aspergillaceae. Bases 1 to 3762 code for a protein of 1253 amino acids. Gene Ontology annotation, molecular function: potassium:chloride symporter activity.
AUGACUGACGGUCGGACUGAAAGUGCCUCAGGGUCGCAGUCUCGAAGGAGGCCGAAUUUCUCUACGCGAACGGCCGAAGAGGACGUUUCUAGACUGGAUCCCAGCGAAUCUGCCCAUGCAUCUCCCGAGGAAGGUAGUAGCAAGUAUCUCCACUGGAAAACCGCUUUAUCGUUCCGUCCGCCAGAGCCUCUGAACUCGUCCCAUCAGUCACCAGAGGGCCGACAUCAGUCGUUACCGAAUGUCCUAGAUAAUGUUUCUCGUUGGUGGAGUGGGCGUGGGAGUAAUGGGAGGCAUGAUCUCCCCAGGGAGAGGAGCUCUCCCCAUCCCCCAGCCGCUGGGCCGUUCAGAGAGGCUGCUAUAAGCCAGAAGGAACGGGAUGGCCAGAAGGACCGCGCUUCUGAGAGCCCCAAUAAGCUUGGAACAUUCUCUGGUGUCUUUGUGCCGACUACUUUGAACGUCCUUAGUAUCCUGAUGUUCCUUCGCUUUGGGUUUGUCCUGGGACAAGCCGGUCUGUUAGGGAUGCUUGGUCUGCUGGUUAUUUCCUACACAAUUAAUCUCGUGACCACCAUGUCUCUAUCCGCUAUUGCAACCAAUGGAACGGUACGAGGAGGUGGUGCUUACUACCUGAUAUCUCGGUCGCUAGGUCCAGAAUUUGGUGGAUCUAUAGGGAUCGUGUUCUACCUGGGUUCUGUGUUAAACACUGGCAUGAACGCCGUCGGUCUUGUCGAUUGUUUCACCCAGAACUUCGGGACUGAGUCUGGUACUUGGGGCAAUUUCCUUGAAGAAGGCUUCUGGUGGCAGUACCUCUGGGGAACUUCCAUCCUGGUUAUGUGUACUGGAAUAUGCUUAGCGGGAAGCUCUCUGUUUUCCAGAGCUAGCAACGGGCUGCUUAUCAUUCUGCUCAUCGCGACUUUCAGCAUACCAGUGUCUGCCAUAUUCAUGAAGCCGUUCAGUAUCCCGAAGAAAGGGGUAGAAUUUACGGGAUUUCGGCUUCAGACGUUGCUAGAAAAUCUCAAACCCAAACUUACCAAGGGUGCUGCUGGUAGCCAAAUACGUGGACGAGAAAAUUUCCAGGACCUAUUUGGAAUUCUAUUCCCCGCUACUGGUGGUAUAUUCGCCGGCGCGAGCAUGUCUGGUGACCUAAAGAACCCCAGCCGAUCGAUUCCCAAGGGAACGUUGUAUGGGCUAGCUUUGACAUUCAUCACCUAUGCCAUCGUAAUUCUUGCCAUGGCUGCAUCUAUAACUCGUGAGUCAUUCUACAAGAAUGCCAACGUUGUUCAAGUUGCCAAUCUUUCCGGCGCGAUUAUCCUCAUGGGAGAAUUCGCGACAAGUUUCUUCUCAGCUUUGAUGGGUGUCAUUGGCUCCGCCAAGUUACUCCAAGCAGUUGCACGAGAUGCUCUGCUUCCUGGCCUGGGCUUCUUUGGCAAGGGUGCAAAGAAGACCGACGAACCAGUCUACGCGAUCAUUGUCACCUAUGUGGUCGCACAGCUCACAAUGCUAUUUGACAUCAAUCAAAUCGCGUCCUUCGUUACGAUGACUUAUCUGAUGACAUUUCUUGUGACCAAUCUGGCCUGCUUUCUUCUGAAGAUCGGAUCGGCGCCCAAUUUUCGCCCGUCUUUCCAUUAUUUCAACUGGAAAACCGCAGCAACGGGCACUUUGGUCUGCGGCGCAAGCAUGUUCUUCGUUGACGGGAUCUAUGCCACAGGCUGUGUUGGAAUAUUGAUGAUGCUAUUCCUGCUGAUUCACUAUACCUCACCUCCCAAGCCGUGGGGAGAUGUCAGCCAAGGGUUGAUCUAUCACCAAGUGCGCAAGUAUUUGCUCCGGCUUCGCCAAGAGCAUGUCAAGUUCUGGCGACCCCAAAUCCUGCUGUUCGUAAAUGACCUUAGUGAACAAUCCAGGAUGAUCUCAUUUUGUAACUCUCUGAAGAAAGGAGGGUUAUUUGUGCUGGGCCAUGUCCUCGUAACAGAUGAUUUCUCAGCCGCUGUACCAGAAGCCCGACGUCAGCAGACGGCUUGGACCAAAUUCGUUGAAAGCUCCAGAGUUAAGGCCUUUGUCAACAUUACAGUCUCUCCUACCGUCGAAUGGGGCGUUCGCAAUGUUACCUUGAGCGCUGGCUUGGGAGGUAUGAGGCCGAACAUUGUCAUCAUUGAUCAGUUCCGCAAAGGUAAAUCAUUGGCUGAGAGGCCACAGCUUUCGAUGCGGAGGGAAUCAACUGCAAGACGCGUCUCGCGCGACUUGGUGCCUGCGAUUUCCGAAGACGGCUCGCAGGAGCUUCCAAUGACCUCAAGGACCUAUGUGACCAUUCUAGAGGACCUGCUCUUCAAACUACGGAUGAAUGUUGCCGUGGCCAAGGGAUUUGAAGACCUCGAGCUUCCCGGUCCGCACGGGCAACAUCGGAAGAAGUACAUUGAUCUAUGGCCCAUUCAGAUGAGCGCCGAGCUCGGUGCAGAUAGCGAGAGCAAGAAAAAUGUCUUGACCACCAACUUCGACACGUAUACCCUCAUCUUACAGUUAGGGUGUAUCCUCAACACGGUGCCAUCAUGGAAAAAGACAUACAAGCUUCGGGUGGCUGUAUUCGUGGAGUAUGAAACUGACGUGGAGGAUGAGAGAGGCAGAGUCGAAGCACUCCUCGAAAAGCUAAGGAUUGAGGCCGAGGUUCUGGUUUUCUGGCUCGCAUGCGGCGACCUCAAGACAUACCGUAUCAUCGUCAAUGGCGAGAUUUCCCCGGAGACUGAGGAUCACGAAGCUCGAGUCCACGAAGCCUUGCGCGAUGAAGAGUGGUGGCAGGAAGUCCAAAAGGCUCGAAGUACGCAUGAAGCCCAGCACCGAGCCGAAGUAGGGAUCAAGAGGCCGAACAUACGGAUGCCUAGUUGGCCCUCGCAGAGUCCUGAAAGCGUCCAUAAACCAUCACAUCAGCUGGUUGGUGGACUGAAGAAAUUUAUGGAGUCCUCCAAGCGACGGCGAUCCAUAUCUAGCUUCAGGGGCCUCGGAAGCGUCAGCUUAGGCAUGCAAACCCAUCGCUUGCUCGAUGCCUUUGUUGACUACGAAAGCAGCGACAGCAGCACCAGUGAUAGCAGUGACGAAGCAGAAUUUCCGCCUUACGUGGAUGAGGAGGAGGCAGAGGAAGAUAUCAACCAGGAUGCCGAUUACGGAGCCCUGAGUCCUCGAUCUGGGCGGGCAGGUCCUUCCAAGGCAAAGCAGAAAGUUGACGAGGAGGUUGCUCCCGACCAGGCGAUUCCAUCCAUAGUGAUGACCACCGAGGAUGGGACGUCGCCGAAAAGCCAAUCAAGUGGAUCCCGGCCGAAGAUUACUCGCUCGCCGUCCAGCAGCCGAUUCAGCUCGUCGCCAAUCCCUGAAGCGCGUGUCAACACUGAAGAAGGCGGGGGACCGUCAAUCAUGUUCGCCCCUAGCUCAUCCCCGCCACGCAAAUCGAAUCGAGUUGACUCCAUCUACACACGACGUUCAUCGUCCGGACCAUCCGUCACAAAGUCUGCGUCUGGAUACCCACGGCAGGCGGCAGUUCCCUUGUCAUUCAAUGAUCUCCCCAGUCGGGCACAGCACUUAAUCUUGAAUGAACUGAUGAACCAGCACAGUAGCGACACGGCAGUUCUUUUUACCACGCUGCCGUCACCAUCCGAAGGCACCGCACAAAACGAGGCUGCAAGUGCCUCUUACCUGAGCGAUUUGGACAUUUUCUGGCAGGGGUUGCCGCCGUGUCUGCUGGUUCACAGCAACAGCAUGACGGUGACGAUGAACCUCUGACGGCAUGAAUAGAAGGGAAGCGUGCCAUACAUACGCCAAGCUUUAGAAUAUACGGCAAUAUGUAUAACUAUUGUCAAUUGUGAAUGUCAAUAAACACCUGAAGAUAGCCAAACGUUGCUCUGAACCUAC